AUUACUCCCUUCGAGCCAUAUUACUUGUCUUAGAUUUGUCUAGACUUGACACGUUUUGUUACGGAUACAUACAAGUAAUAUGGAUCGGAUACUCCCUUGGCAGAGAAAUAUAAGACCGUUUAGAUCACUACUAAUACUAAAGAGGGAGAAGGAGUAAUAUGGAUAUGAGCACGAGGGAAUGAGGUUGACCGGAGCACAGUAGAGGACACGAGAAGAGCCUUCCAUCCCAUUCCCAUCAGCUUGGGACAGGACCGGGAAGGGACCCAUGCAUGUCUCCUCCCAAAUGCAUGCAUGACCAAACUAUCAUAUCAUUACGGGUAGGGUAGGGGGGACAAGGCAGAAAACAUUACCUGGGACUUGUCCCCCUCCCUCCUCAUGCCGCUCCUCGGCUUCUCCUAUAACUGUGGCUAUGCUCUCCGGCAAGGACCAUUCAGUCACACACUCGCACACACUCAGCUGCUGCCUGCUGCUUGCUUGCUCUUGGCCAUGCCCAUGGAGAUGGAGAGAGUUUGCAAGAGACGGCCGGGCAUGCCUCCUGCUCUCCUUCUCGCCCUUCAUGGCGUGGAUGAGCAGCAUAUGCCCGCACCAUCGGUGCCUCCGCCGCAGACCCCCAUGGAGCCCAUGGAGUACCUGUCCAGGUCCUGGAGCGUCUCCGCCGACGAGAUAUCCAAGGCCCUGCUGCUCAAAGGGGCCACCAAGCGGAGCUUCUUCGCCCCCGCCGACAGCCUUCUUCCGGCCACCAUACUGGACACAGAGACCUCCUCCUACGAGCUCCUCGCCGCUUCCGGUCAACAGCUCCAGCGCCAGCAACAUCUAGAUCAUGUAACAGGGAGGAGCUCCAUCAGCUGCCACCGCCACUCAAACUCGGUGACCAGAUGGUACUUCCAGCACAAGGAGACCGCCAGGCACGGCAGGAAGGAGAAGGCGCGCGCCGACCGGGCCCAGGCGCACGCCAUGGUCUCCGUGGCCCAGGUGUCCGCCGCGGUGGCAGCCGUCACUGCGGCGACCAGCCGGGACAACCAGGACUCCAAGAUAGCUGCAGCCAUGGCGUCUGCCACCAAGUUGCUGGCUUCGCACUGUGCUGAGGCAGCCCAGCUUGCAGGGGCAGGUCAUGAGCAGGUGUCCUCUGCUGUCCGGUCUGCGGUCGGUGUCGCGGGCCCGGGUGAUCUGAUGACGCUCACAGCGGCCGCGGCGACAGCUUUGAGAGGAGCUGCGACGCUGAAGAAGAGGGUCCAGCGCGAGGCGAGAAGCAAUGCCACUGUCAUUCCUUAUGAGAAGGCCCCUUUGUCCUCGAGUCCUGAUAUCUGGUGCAAGGAAGGCAAGCUGCUAAAACGCACAAGAAAAGGGGAUUUACACAAGAGACGGGUGUCAAUCUACAUUAACAAGAGGUCACAGGUCAUACUGAAGCUGAAGAGCAAACACAUUGGAGGUGCGCUUUCAAAAAACAACAAAAGUGUCGUUUACGGGGUAUACAGUGAGCUCCCAGAGUGGACUGAGCCAGGGAAAUGUUUACCAGAGACAUGCUGCUUUGGCUUGAGUACAGCACAGGGCCUGAUUGAGUUCAAGUGUGAGAGCAGCACCAGUAAACAGAGCUGGGUUCAUGGCGUGCAAAAUCUGCUCCAGCAGGUCGAUGUAGCUGAACAAGUAGGGCACAGGCUAGAAACACUAAAACUCAACUGGUGCAGUUAGGGUUAGUACAUGAACCCAAAUUUUGCAGGACAGAGGGUGUAUUAGGAUGCGUGCUUUGCAACAUCAGUGUACGCAAUAAAUGUCAAAGCAUGUUUUGGGCAGGUGGUAUGUAACAGUAACACUGCUUGAUUAUUCUCAUAAGUUCAACCCAGGUUAAGAUA
Messenger RNA from Aegilops tauschii subsp. strangulata, 1850 nucleotides. RefSeq lists its product as uncharacterized. Lineage: Eukaryota; Viridiplantae; Streptophyta; Magnoliopsida; Poales; Poaceae. The record is from RefSeq and is a predicted model, not a curated record. Gene Ontology annotation, biological process: auxin-activated signaling pathway; phloem or xylem histogenesis; leaf vascular tissue pattern formation.